Molecule: messenger RNA, 1179 nt
Organism: Trichoderma atroviride IMI 206040
Lineage: Eukaryota; Fungi; Ascomycota; Sordariomycetes; Hypocreales; Hypocreaceae
Biological process (GO): carbohydrate metabolic process
Cellular component (GO): extracellular region
Molecular function (GO): chitinase activity; cellulose binding
Source: RefSeq, a predicted model, not a curated record
AUGCCUUCUCUGUACCUAACCUCCGCCCUCGGGCUGCUGUCCCUCCUCCCCGCUGCACAGGCCGGCUGGAACCCCAACUCAAAGGACAAUGUCGUCGUAUACUGGGGACAGAACUCAGGUAGCAUUGGCCAGAACAGGCUGUCCUACUACUGCGAAAACGCCCCUGACAUCGAUGUUAUCAACCUAUCUUUCCUCGUUGGCAUCACGGAUCUUAACCUGAACUUUGCCAAUGUUGGCAACAACUGUACCUCCUUUGCCCAGGAUCCCAACCUGCUUGAUUGCCCCCAGGUUGCGGCAGAUAUCGUCGAGUGUCAGCAGACAUAUGGAAAAACCAUCAUGAUGAGUUUGUUUGGCUCGACUUAUACCGAGAGUGGUUUCAGCUCGUCGUCAGCUGCAGUUUCCGCCGCCCAGGAAAUUUGGGCCAUGUUUGGUCCCGUCCAGAGCGGCAACAGCACUCCUCGACCUUUCGGUAACGCUGUGGUUGAUGGAUUCGACUUUGAUCUUGAAGACCCCAUCGAAAACAACAUGGAGCCUUUUGCCGCAGAGCUGCGAACUCUCACAACCGCUGCUACCUCAAAGACGUUUUAUAUGUCGGCUGCUCCUCAGUGCGUGUACCCUGACGCGUCUGACGAAUCCUUCCUCCAGGGAGAGGUCGCCUUUGACUGGAUGAACAUCCAGUUCUACAACAACGGCUGUGGUGUUUCUGGCUACCCUUCACAGUUCAACUACGCAACUUGGGACAACUGGGCCAAGACCGUCAGUGCUAACAAGAACGUUAAGCUGCUCGUCGGUACUCCGGCCAGUGUCCAUGCCGUAAACUUUGCUCAAUACUUCCCCACCAAUGAUCAACUCGCUGGAGCCAUCUCAACUUCCAAGGCUUAUGAUACCUUUGCUGGUGUGAUGCUGUGGGAUAUGGCUCAGCUCUUUGGAAACCCUGGAUACCUGGACUUGAUCGUGGCAGACCUGGGUGGUGCUUCCACGCCUCCUCCGGCUUCCACUACCCUGGCCACCGUUACCCGAUCCUCCACUGCCAGCUCUGGAGCUACUCCUCCUCCCUCUGGCGGCGGCAGUGUUCCUCAGUGGGGUCAGUGCGGUGGUGAGGGAUACACUGGACCAACACAAUGCCAGUCUCCCUACACUUGCGUUGUUUCGAGCCAGUGGUGGGCAUCUUGCCAGUAA